CAGCGAAGGAAAACAGCUAAAUAAAGAGCGAUUUCUGUUGCAUUAAUGUAUAAAACUAGUUAAACCGGAGGCUCGCCCCGGCGUCGAAAAUCGUAAACAGGUGUAUAUAUUAUGUCGUUCGACCUCGCUGUUGAAUACGAUUAGUUCGUCGUGACUUGCGUCGCGAUCAAGUCGACUCGAUAGAGACAAUCUCUCGUAACAGCUAUAAUUAUGAAAUCCUUCGUCAAUUAUUCGGCAGAUUGUGAUUUUCCGAUCGAGAAUUUGCCAUACGGAAUAUUCUCUACGAAAAACAAGUCAGAAAAAAGAAUAGGAGUAGCAAUCGGUGAUGAAAUUUUGGAUUUGGGUGCUAUCGCACAUUAUUUCGAUGGACCACUGUUAAAAAAUAAACAGGAUGUAUUCCGCCGUGAUUGCCUGAAUGAUUUCAUGUCUCUCGGACGACCAGCAUGGCUAGAAACAAGAUUAAAACUUCAAGAACUGCUCUCCGCCAACAAUCAUACCUUGCAAGAUCAGGAAGUCCGUUCAAAAAUUUUUGUUGCACAGAAAGAUGCAAUAAUGCACUUGCCAGCAAAGAUUGGCGAUUAUACAGAUUUUUAUUCGUCUCUCAAUCACGCCACAAAUGUCGGCAUCAUGUUUCGUGGCAAAGAAAAUCCGCUGCUGCCGAAUUGGAAAUAUUUGCCGGUCGGUUAUCACGGAAGAGCAAGCUCCGUCGUUGUGUCAGGUACACCUAUAAAACGACCCUAUGGUCAGACACUACCAGUCGAAGAUGCAGCACCAUAUUUCGGUCCCUGUAAAUUAAUGGAUUUUGAACUCGAAGUUGCUUUCUUUGUUGGUGGACCACCUACGAAUCUCGGUGAUACCGUUCCAGCUUCGAAGGCUUACGAUCACAUCUUUGGAAUGGUCCUGAUGAAUGACUGGAGUGCACGAGAUAUCCAAAAGUGGGAAUAUGUGCCGUUGGGACCAUUUGGCGCAAAGAAUUUGGGAACUACGAUAUCUCCGUGGAUAGUUACGAUGGAAGCUCUAGAGCCCUUCAAGGUACCUAAUAUGACUCAAGAUCCCGCACCAUUUCCAUAUUUACAGCAUGACGAAUCCUGUAAUUACGACAUUAAAUUGGAAGUUGAUAUUAAAUCUCCAAGUGGUGUAGUCACAACUGUGUGUAAAAGCAAUUUCAAAUACAUGUACUGGACUCCGCGACAACAACUGGCUCAUCAUACUGUUACAGGAUGUAACAUUAAUCCUGGUGAUUUAAUGGGCUCUGGCACCAUAAGUGGAGAAACUUCAGACUCUUAUGGUUCUAUGCUAGAAUUAUGUUGGAAAGGCACACGUCCUAUUACAUUAAAAGAUGGUACCGUAAGAAAAUUCCUUCAAGAUGGCGAUGAAGUAAUAAUGCAUGGUCGCUGUGUCGGUGAUGGUUAUAAGAUCGGUUUUGGAUCGUGUGCGGGUAAAUUGUUACCGCCUACAUCCAGUAAAUAAUAUAUCAAAUAAGAUGAAGUUCUUGCAUUUACAAUUUAU
Messenger RNA from Nylanderia fulva, 1509 nucleotides. RefSeq names its product fumarylacetoacetate hydrolase (gene Faa). Gene Ontology annotation, biological process: L-tyrosine catabolic process; homogentisate catabolic process; L-phenylalanine catabolic process. Gene Ontology annotation, molecular function: fumarylacetoacetase activity. NCBI's taxonomy places the organism in Eukaryota, Metazoa, Arthropoda, Insecta, Hymenoptera, Formicidae. The record is from RefSeq and is a predicted model, not a curated record.